Jaculus jaculus (lesser Egyptian jerboa) is the source of this 1514-nucleotide messenger RNA. RefSeq names its product tumor susceptibility 101 (gene Tsg101). The transcript has 10 exons. Gene Ontology annotation, cellular component: ESCRT I complex. Lineage: Eukaryota; Metazoa; Chordata; Mammalia; Rodentia; Dipodidae. The coding region runs from base 91 to 1266 and encodes 391 amino acids. The record is from RefSeq and is a predicted model, not a curated record. Gene Ontology annotation, biological process: protein transport; endosome to lysosome transport; protein modification process. Gene Ontology annotation, molecular function: ubiquitin binding.
UCCUGUUGUUGGCGGGGGCGGGGGUAGCGAUUGUCUGGCGGCCGGCGGCGGUGAUCCUGUGCUUGCGGGGACGCGAGCCGCGCGGACGUCAUGGCGGUGUCCGAGAGCCAGCUGAAGAAGAUGGUGUCCAAGUACAAGUACAGAGACCUAACUGUACGUGAAAUUGUCAAUGUCAUUACUUUAUACAAAGAUCUCAAACCUGUAUUGGAUUCAUAUGUUUUUAAUGAUGGCAGUUCGAGGGAACUAAUGAGUCUCACUGGAACCAUCCCUGUGCACUAUAGAGGUAAUACAUACAAUAUUCCAAUAUGCCUCUGGUUGCUGGACACAUACCCAUAUAAUCCCCCUAUCUGCUUUGUUAAGCCUACUAGUUCAAUGACUAUUAAAACAGGAAAGCAUGUUGAUGCAAAUGGGAAGAUAUAUCUUCCUUAUCUCCACGAAUGGAAGCACCCACAGUCAGACUUACUGGAGCUUAUUCAGGUCAUGAUUGUGAUAUUUGGAGAAGAGCCUCCAGUGUUUUCUCGUCCAACUAUUUCUGCACCUUACCCAUCAUAUGCAGCAACAGGACCACCAAAUACCUCCUACAUGCCAGGCAUGCCAAGUGGAAUCUCUGCAUACCCAUCUGGAUAUCCUCCCAAUCCCAGUGGUUACCCAGUCUGUCCUUACCCUCCUGGUGGUACAUACCCUGCCACAACCAGCUCCCAGUACCCUUCCCAGCCUCCUGGUACUACUGUUGGUCCCAACAGAGACGGCACAAUCAGUGAGGACACCAUCCGAGCAUCUCUCAUCUCAGCAGUCAGUGACAAACUGAGAUGGCGGAUGAAAGAGGAAAUGGAUCGCGCCCAGGCAGAGCUCAAUGCCUUGAAACGAACAGAGGAAGACCUGAAAAAAGGUCACCAGAAACUGGAAGAGAUGGUUACCCGUUUAGAUCAAGAAGUAGCUGAAGUUGAUAAAAACAUAGAACUUUUGAAAAAGAAGGAUGAAGAACUAAGUUCUGCUCUGGAGAAAAUGGAAAACCAAUCUGAAAAUAAUGAUAUUGAUGAAGUUAUCAUUCCCACAGCCCCGCUAUAUAAACAGAUCCUAAAUCUGUAUGCAGAGGAAAAUGCAAUUGAAGAUACUAUUUUUUACCUGGGAGAAGCAUUGAGGCGGGGAGUAAUAGACCUGGAUGUCUUUUUGAAGCAUGUACGGCUUCUGUCUCGUAAACAGUUCCAGCUGAGGGCGCUAAUGCAAAAAGCAAGAAAGACUGCCGGUCUUAGUGACCUCUACUGACUUCUCUGGUAUCAGCUGGAGGUGGACCUCUUCUUAAAGCAUUCUUUUCUUCUCUUUUUUUCUCUUAUCAGUAGGUACCCAGAAUAAGUUAUUGCAGUUUAUCAUGCAAGUGUAAAAUAUUUUGAAUCAAUAAUAUAUUUUCUGUUUCUUUGGGUAAAACUGGCUUUUAUUAAUGCACUUUCUAUCCUCUGUAAACUUUUUGUGCUGAAUGUUGGAACUGACUAUGCUAAAUAAAAUUUGUUGCAUAA